Messenger RNA from Mizuhopecten yessoensis (Yesso scallop), 9076 nucleotides. RefSeq names its product cation-independent mannose-6-phosphate receptor-like. Gene Ontology annotation, biological process: lysosomal transport. The coding region runs from base 9 to 7253 and encodes 2414 amino acids. Gene Ontology annotation, molecular function: signaling receptor activity; D-mannose binding. NCBI's taxonomy places the organism in Eukaryota, Metazoa, Mollusca, Bivalvia, Pectinida, Pectinidae. The record is from RefSeq and is a predicted model, not a curated record. The transcript has 42 exons.
ACACCAUCAUGGCGGCGGCCAUAUCAAGGAAGAAAACAAAUGCCAUGUUUUGUUUACGUUACGUAUUUUCAAUUAGUUUCUUGCUGGCAAUAAGUCUGCAUGGGGGAUAUUGUGAUCAAACACCACAAGACUGUGUUUUUGGUGGCUCAGACUUCUCUUUGAUCAAGCAGUUUAAUCCCUGGCCAAUGUUAUCCGAGGAUGGGAACACAACCUAUCAGAUCAGUCUUUGUGAGGCAAUCAAACCGCAUCAAGGUGGAGAUUGUCACGACCAGACUUCUAUCUGUAGGACAGUCAAGGGGGAAUCGCCAAAGUCUUCGGGCAACUUUACACACAUGGCAGCUGCUGAUAACACUCAAGUCUCUGAACAAACACUUGUCUUUCAAGGGGAUGCAUGUCCUGAUGUAGUCGAUGGCCAUUAUGUUACAAUGAUCACCUUCCAGUGCAGUUUAAAUGUGGGCCUAGGUUCACCUGAAUUCCUGGUGUACUCGCUGUGUACAACGUAUGUGCUGUGGCGCACAAAUGUGGUUUGUAACGACACCGAGCGGGCUGUGAAGGAGGUCCCUUGUUAUGUGUAUGACCAUCUCAACCAGAAACACAACCUUGCACCGCUCACAAAGAAAGACGGUGGCUACCUGGUGUCGUCCGAGGCAGGCUGGAACUUUUAUAUCAAUGUGUGUAAAGACAUUAAAGGAAUUACAGAAAUUCCUGGCGGAGACCCAGAUGAAAAGACAAAGAUGUGCCCACCAGGGGCUGGUGCCUGUCAGAUCAAUACACGUGGUUCAGGAACAGCAUUAGGGAUGGGAGACCCUAAAGACAAGCUUCAGGUUGCCACUGGAGAAAACAAAUUCCUGUUACGCUACACUACUGAUGAGACUGUUAAUGGCUGUACUGCGAAACCUUCCACCAGUAUAGAGUUCCGGUGUCCCAGUGUGGGUGGGGGGAAAGAUCCUGUCAUGGUGGCUGAUUUCAACUGUCAGUUCCGCAUCGUGUGGGAAACGGAACAUGCUUGUGCGGAAGUUGACAUCACAAACAAAACUUGUCGUCUUGUCAAGGAAUCUGAAAACAUUGACAUAGAUCUUUCACCUCUCAGGGUUUACCGUGCAGACCGUAAAUACCAGGUAACAGUGCCCCCUAGCACUAAAGGUGGCGACUACUACAUAUACUACCUCAACGUAUGUGGGGAGCUGGGAAUCCAGUGUCCGGACAUGAACCACGUCCAAAACGUGGCAGCGUGUCAGACCAAGUCUGGUGACUCGGAUUACGGCCGUGUCAUUGGGUCAGUUGGCAAUGGUGACCAGAGACUAAGGUACGCUGAUGGAGAUCUUACCUUGACCUACCGAGGAGGCGAUAUUUGCCACAAGAACAAUCCACGAACAACUAUUAUCAACUUUAAAUGUGACCCCAAUACAGCUGUUAACAUGGGUAAAGGUUACCCAACAUUUGUGAAGGAGGUCAACGACAGCUGUAUCUACAUGUUUGAUUGGGCUACCAAGUACGCAUGUUCGGGUCAUCCAGCUAAUGAAGAGUGUCGAGUUGACUACAAUGGCAAACGCUACGACCUUUCACCCCUUACACGACGCCAUGGACACGAAACUGAUUGGGAGGUGUUACACAGUGACGGGACAGACGCUGGGAAACAAUUCUACCUUAAUGUGUGUAACGACUUACUGAACACAGGCGGUGCUGCUAGCUGUCACCCGGACGCUUCCGUCUGUCUUAUAGAUCAUAAUGGCCCCCAUAAUCUGGGUUCAUUCAUCGAGAAUCCUGUAUUCUCCAAGGAGACAAAUGCCCUACAAAUCACCUACGGUAACGGGGAACCAUGUGGGGACAAGAAACGCACACGCUCCAUUAUAGACUUCAUCUGUAAGCCAGGAGACCUGGAGAGUGGCCCUGUUCUCAUGGAUACCUCUCUUGACAGCUGUCUGUACAGGUUUGAGUGGCAUACCUCCGCUGCAUGUGUACUGGGACAUUGGAGGGGAGACAACUGUCAUGUAUUUGACAAGGAAGCAGGAUUCAACUUUGACCUUUCACCUCUGACCUUGAAGGAAGGAUCAUAUUCUGUCACGGAUACAAACAAGACUUAUGAAUAUCAUAUCAAUGUGUGUGAUGCUGUCCAUAACACUUCGUGUGACACAAGUAAAAGUACUCCUCCGAAUGCCGGAGUUUGUCAGACAAAGAGCGGUGACCAUGCAAUCAAUACAGGAACUGCUUCCAGCAUUCUGGAGUACUACGAUGGUAUGAUAAACCUAACAUACACAAAUGGACAGGUGUACAACAGCCAUCCUCCAGUUCCACGGAAGACAGAGAUUGUGUUCCUAUGUGACACAAGUGCUGGCAAAGGCAAGCCCUCGUUUAUUUCAGAGAGUUCCUGGGGAUACAGUUUUGAGUGGUACACAGCCUAUGCUUGUCCGAAUGAGCCAGUCGAAUGUACGGUCACAGACCCAGCACGCAAGCAACAGUAUGAUCUGUCUAGCUUAUCCAAGUCAGUGAGUCAGGACAACUGGGAGUUAUUGGACGACAGUGACCCCAAAAACAAGCUCAAGUACUACAUCAAUGUGUGUCGUCCACUCAGCGAGGUACACGUAGGCAAGGGCUGCUCAACCUUUGGGUCAGCAUGUCGCACAUCCUACAAAACUGGACAGGAGGCUGUGGACAUAGCAGAUUUAGGAAGUGUGGUGUCGCCACCGGUCGUGGAGAGGGAGGGUCAGCUGUCACUCAAAUACCGUACCAAAGACAAGAUCUGUGACGACAUUAAUGGCAAUGGCAAGACGACUAUCACCACAUCCAUACAUUUCAUCUGUAGUCGAGGCGCUAUGGUGACUGGGCCAAGCACUGUGACAAAGUUAGGUAACUGUGAUUAUGUAUACAUGUGGGCCACAGAGGCUGCCUGUCCUCUAGAGAUGACAGAAGCAACCACCAACUGUUCUGUCAAGGACCGUAACUCUGAUUAUGUCUUCAACCUUGGCCUCCUCACCAGAAAGAGUGAUACUGACUACUAUGACGUCAAGGACGGAGCCUAUCAAUUCAGAAUCAACAUCUGCGGAGUCAUGUCACCGACUCAUUGUCCUCAUGUGGAGGGUAAGGCUAUGUCCUUAUGUCGUCUGCUCCCCAACUCCUCCACCGAGGGCCUCAGCUUCCUCAAAUACACCCUCGACUAUGAUGACGAUGGCAAACUGAUGCUGAAAUAUGAAGGCAAACGACUGGACAGUGGGAUAAGGAUAGAGGUCAGGGUUCUGUUCCUCUGCCGACAAAAUGUGGAUAUUGGUGAGCCUAAGUUUGACCGAGUGGACGAGGGAUACAAGUACAUAUUUACAUUUGAGACAUCACUAGCGUGUAAACCUGACCCAAUAGAUUGCUUGGCUGAAGAUAUCCAUGGAAACCGUUUUGACCUGAGUCCGCUGGCACGUGGUGCCGGCGACACAAACUGGCAGGUGACAGACACUCAUAGUGACCAUAAAAAUACCUAUCACAUCAAUGUUUGUCGACCAAUCAACACAGCCGGUACCUCCUGCCAAGGUGGACCAAUCGGAGGGUGUGGGGUGUCCAGCAUUGGCGAUAGCUUCAACAUGGGCUACAUACAUUCUCAACCCAUCGCAGCCGAGGACGGGACCGUCACACUUCACUAUCGCAACGGAGACAUCUGUAACAAAAACAAAACCAAUGAAUCCCGAUACAGUACAAGGAUUCUGUUCUCCUGCUCAGGGGUUGAGCGCAACCCAACCUUUAUGGGCAAGACUGACAGCUGUGAGUACUUGUUCAGCUGGCAGACUCCCUUUGCCUGUCCCAUGAAGAAGCCUCAUAUUGGUUCAGACUGUAAGGUGCAGGAUCCACUGGCGACCCACGAGUUUGAUCUGAACCCUUUACGAAAGGCAACAGACUAUAAAGUGCCAACACCAGACAACUAUUUAUACAUCUUAAAUGUGUGCGGCCCCUUACAGUCCACCACCGCAUGUGGGGCAGACCAAGUCGGUAUAUGCCAGACCAAGCCCAGUAAUGCAAGUUACAAGGUCAAUGCAGGAAUGCCUUCCUCGGCUCUGCGCUACCAGACAGGGGUGAUCACUCUGAAAUAUCUCAAUGGAAAAUCACCCUGCCAUGGAAAAUACAAUCGCAGCACCAUCAUUACGUUUCUAUGUGACCACUCUACGAAUGGAUCAGCAGGACCGGUCUUUAUUAAGGAGGAAUCCGACUGUACUUACAUGUUUGAGUGGAAAACCAGUCUUGCUUGCCCUCCGUUUAAAGAAGAAGACUGUAGCAUCACUGCCCCAAACCAUAACCAGUAUGAUCUGAGCACGCUCGCCUUGACCAGUGAUAACUAUGACUACCUUGAUUAUAUUCAUAAUAAAAAGUUCAUCAUCAACGUAUGCCGAUCACUCGUCCACAAGAAAGAUCAGACAUGUCCGUACAAUGCCGCUGUAUGUAUGGUUGACCUGACCCAACAAAACGAUACUCUAAGGUUCCACAACCUGGGCGAGGUAAACAAGCACCAGGUGAUCGUAGAUAACGGACAGCUAGAACUCCAUUACACCAAUGGUGAACAGUGUUCCUCGGGCGGCAGAACCUCAACACGUAUCAUCAUGUACUGCGACAAAACAACCCUGUUUUCCCAUCCGGUUGGCCAUUUUACGGUGAACAAUUGCGAGCAUGAAUUUACCUGGAGUACACAGGCUGCAUGUCCCUUAAACACUGACCAAGACAGCGAGCAGACGGGCAACUGUACCGCCAGGAAUCCAGUCACAGGACAUGUAUUUGACCUCAGUUCCCUAAAUAAAGGGACACCUUAUAAAAUUGACGACCAUCGAGGCCACAUCUUCAAACUCAAUGUGUGUGGCAAAGUUACUGGCUCCGGAUGUGCUGGAGUCUCAGUGGGAGCCUGCCAGGAAGAAGUGGCCGGAGACAAGAGGAACUUCAGUAGUGGGCUAUACAACUCCAAGCUACAGUUUGACAAUGGCGUCCUCGUGCUGAACUAUCAUGGUGGUAAAGACUGCCAUAAUAAAAUGUACAAACGCACAACCAUCAUCAACUUUGUCUGCUCCCAGACAGCCGGUGAGGGUAACCCGGUGUUUAUAGAUGAAUCAGAUGACUGCACUUACUAUUUAUCUUGGCAUACCAGCCUCGCAUGUGAAAAAGAGGUGAAAUGUUCUGUUGAUGCUGGAAACAGAACUAUUGACCUUUCACCUCUGGUCAAGCCAACUGGAGAGUACUCAUCUCUGUCCACUAUGAAUGGGAAAGAUGUCUCGUACUACAUUAACAUCUGCCGACCUCUGAACCCGAUCUACGGAACACUUUGUCCCCCACAGGCCAGUGCUUGUAUGCUACAGCCUGGUGGUAGCCCACAGAGUUUGGGGAAAGUAACUGGUCCUCCAGUGCUGGAGAAAGGAACUGGAAAAGUAACCUUAAUUUAUGAAGGAGGAGAUGUGUGCUCGACAAACCAAGCCAAAAAUAUGUCGACUAAAAUUGUGUUCGUAUGCAACCCAGGAGUGUCCAGAUCUGGCCCGGUACUACAGGAAGUGUCGGACUGCCAGUAUGUGUUUGUAUGGGACACCUCUGUUGUCUGUAGUCAAGACGACACCAAUCUACAGCCAGUGGCCAAUCAGGAUUGUUCUUACAAAGACGCUCAAACUGGCAACACCUACAACCUUACAUACUUCAAAACUUUACAGAAAAGAGAACCAAUGAAAAAAAAUGGUUUCUCAUAUUCAAUCAACGUUUGUGAUAAAGUGGAGACAGCAUUACCUGGAUGUGAGACAGCUGGUGUUUGUCGGACCAAUAAUACGAGAGGGGUCUCCUACGGCAGUGUCGCCCACAGAACUGUGUCAAAGACAGGCAAAGUCAUCCAGCUAACAUACACACAGGGCGAUACUUGUGGUGAGAAUAGAAAGCGGGAGAGUGUGAUCACUUUUGACUGUGAUACAUCUGGCAAAGUCGGCCAACCCAAGUAUACCUAUGCCGGUCAGUGUCAGGCCCUGUUUUACUGGCGGACGUGUGUGGUGUGUCCCAAAGUGGCUGAUGCGUGCUCACUUGGCUACAAUUACAAAAGCUAUGAUCUAAGUAUGUUGUCAAGUGAAACUGGUGGCUGGAAUCUCACUGACGCCAAGGGAAACAGAUACUGGAUCAACAUAUGUCAAUCAGUGAACAAUGGCCCCACAGACUCUGAGGAGUGCCCACACAUGGUGGCAGCCUGGCGACAGACUCCCAGUGGACUGGUGGACAGAUUAGGGCUAAUCAGCACACAGAAACUCACCAUGGACACUGAUGAGAAGACACUGAUUCUACAGUACUUCCAGGGUGACACAGCUUGUUCUAACACAAAGCGACGAAGUGACAACUCUCAUGCCCAAACCUUGAUCAAGUUUGUGUGUGGAAAUACUGUCGGAGGCCCGGUUUUCAUUGAAAGGGACAAUCAAGGUGAAUGUGUGUUCGAGUUCCACUGGAAGUCAAAGGUCGCCUGCAGUCUGAUUAGUCAGACAGUCAAAGACAAAGAUGGCGCUGUGAAAGAUCCAGAAACUGGUGGUGUAAUCAACCUAAAUAAACUUGGGUCGUCUAACGUAAGAGUCAGUGACACAAGUUACUAUGAGCUGAACCCCUCCAGUAUAGUGGGUUCGUGUACAGAUUCUGUUGUUUGUCUACACGACACCACAUCUACAGUACAAAAUAUUGGGGCAUAUUCAAAGAGAAAAUUUUCUUUUGAAGAUGGAAUGUUGGAAGCAGAGUAUGAGUCCGAUAAAAUCUGUGUCCAGGACAGGAAGAAAAAUGUCAAGGCCAUUAUAACAUUCCACUGUAAUGACCAAGAGAAUUCCCCAAUACUGUUGUCACGAUCCAAAGAUUGUGUCCACAUGUUCCUGUGGGAAACUCCGGUUGCCUGUCUCCAUCCUAAAGUAGUGAUUGAUGCGCCCAUAGACAGUUCCAAAGCAAAUGCAGCUGCUGCAGCCGCCAGUAAGGGGAAGACGAUCGGUACAGUGAUGGCGGUGUUUAGUAGCGCCAUCCUCGUGUGUGUGCUCCUCAUUGUAUUCCACAAGAAAGAGCGCAGAGACUCCUGCCUUCUGAAGCUCCGUUCUGUGGUGAAGAAGGAUACAGAGUACAGAUAUUCUAUGUUGCCUGAUGCUAUUGGAAAUGAGGAAUAUGAAGACAUUUUAGGAGCAGCUAACAAUACAGCGGAGCCAGACGAACCCAGGGAGGUGAACACCAAUUCAAUUGAGAGUGAACCAAAAGUGGAGAGUUACCAUGAUGACAGUGAUGUAGACCUUCUGGAGUGAAGUUGGACAUUGCUUGGCUUUCUGUGAUAGAUUAAAGAGAGGCCAGAACUCUCUUUUGUGAUAGGUCGUUCAGAGGUCUGAAUUGUUUGUGGUGAUGAAAUUAGACAGAGGUCUUAACUCUGUGUGGUGAUAAAAUCAUACAGAGGUCUUAACUCUGUGUGGUGAUAGGUCAUUCAGAGGUCUGAACUCUGUGUGGUGAUAUGUCAUACAGAGGUCUUAACUCUGUGUGGUGAUAUGUCAUUCAGAGGUCUGAACUCUGUGUGGUGAUAAAAUCAUACAGAGGUCUGAACUCUGUGUGGUGAUAAAUCACAUUGAAAUCUGAACUCUGUGUGGUGAUGAAAUUAGACAGAGGUCUGAACUUUGUGUGGUGAUGAAAUCAUACAGAGGUCUGAACUCUGUGUUGUGAUAGCUUCCAAACGCCGAUAAUGUUCCUAUCGAAUGUAAUACAUGUAUCACCAUGCUGUUCACUUCUGCUGGCUAAAAAAAUCAUUCAAGUUAACUUAUUACAAGUAUCAAAUUAAUUUAUAAGCCAGAGUUACCUUGAAUACUGCCUUAAAGACCACCUGUCUAUAAAAUACAGAUCAUUUGCUUAUAAAGGCUACCUGUCUUAAAAGUCCACCUGGCUAUAAAGGUCAACUGUCUAUAAAGUCAAACUUUCUACAUAGAAUUGAUUUUCUCUAGCCAUGAGUGGUCUUUGUAAACCUAUUUCAGCGUUGUUGUAAAUUAAUUUAUUCACAAGAUUAAAAUAAACGACACCUAAUAUCCAAAAACAGUCACAUUUUGGUAAUGAAAACAAAGUUAAAGUUUUCAAAAGCAUUUCUUAUAUUGAGUGACUGAUGUUAGAAACAAUUUGCAAAUGCAAAUGCCUAUUACUGUAUUAUGGACAGGGUUUGAGCGACUGGUCUACUGUUUAUAUCCUCAAACUGACCCAUACCCGAAUGGAAAGAAUGGAGAGAUUUGUAUACCUGGUUUAGCUUAUAGAUGUCAUUUUUUUCUGGCAUUGUGAAUCUGAGAGUAAAAGAUUGGAGGAAAGAAGUGAGAGAUUUAUGAAAAAACGGAUAUAUGCAGCUUUGAUAAUGUAAAUGAGGUAGAAUUUCACCUCUGUUUGACAUAUUUUACCCGUUUUGAAGGGAGCAUGAAACCAGGAUGGAGGUGUUUUGAUAUUCUGUGUAGAACAUGUUUAAUAUUUGGAUAUUUUUUCAUAAAAUAGAAAUUUAACAGAUAAACAUUGAUUAAACAGUAAAAAUGUUACAUUGCUAAAUACUAAUUAUGGUGUGGAAAUAUUGUAAAUUAUUAAAUGAGGGAAAUAUUGAUUACACAGUAAAAAUUCAACAUGAUAAACAAAGGUUAAACAGUGAACAUUUAAACAGUAAACAAGGUUCUGUAUAUUUUACAGCAUAUUACUUAAAAUAAACUUUAUAUUUACAUAUCUGGUAAAUCCAAAUCUAUCUACCAAACAAGGUAUUGCAAACCUACUGAAUGUCCAACUUUCAGAACCUCACGAUGUGUGAUCAUGGUCAUUGGGUGAAAGAUGCUUCUAUCAUUUUCCUAUAUAUAUAUUUAUAUUUGUUUUCAUGUUGAUGAGAUGUUAAGGAAUCAUUUAAAUAUUUACAUGGUGUGUGGUAAUAUCAUUCCGUGCUGUUUGGAUUUUCCUGGUUUUAUAAACUUAAUGCUUAAUCCUUUCAUCCCUAUGUAACUUUUGUGGACUCUACUAUGCAUUGAUCUGGAUGAGUCCAUUAUGGUCUACAGUGGUGAAAGGGUUAAAUAUUGAGUUAGUGUGUCUUGUUGAUAAACAUAUCAUUUUGAAUGUAUGAAACUUAAUU